UGACCCGGGUUAAGAGUUGACUCGUCAUGUGGAAGCUGUCACGUUUUUACUCUUUAUUUCUCUUUAUUGCUGCGAACGUUCUGCGUUUUUCGUUGUAGACGUCCCCUGUAGCAGCUUCUGAAUCAUGAGUGGCUCAAAGCCGGACAUCCUGUGGUCACCUCACCAUCCCGACCGCUAUGUCAUCUGUGACUCUGAGCUGGGACUCUACCGCAUCGGACCUGUGGGUGGCGCUGAAACCAAAGCGGGCGCGCUCCCACUGUCGGAGGAGACUGCCGCCACUUUACUGGCCAUUAACUCGGACACUCCGUACAUGAAAUGUGUGGCCUGGUACCCGAAACACGAGCCCGAGUGCCUGCUCGCUGUGGGUCAGGCCAACGGCAGAGUGGUGCUCACCAGCCUGGGCCAGAGCCACAACUCUACGUGUAAGGAGCUGGUGGGGAAGGAGUUUGUCCCCAAACACGCUCGCCAGUGUAACACGUUAGCCUGGAACCCUGUGGACAGCAACCUGCUAGCUGCAGGUCUGGACAAGCACAGAGCCGACUUCUCUGUCCUCAUAUGGGACAUCAGCAGUAAGUUUUCCCCGGAGGCCAGCGUGGCAGCGGAGAAGAUCCGCCUCUCCUCUGUGGACCUGGACUCCAGCUCAGUCGUGACGAAGCCGCUGUACGAGCUGGGCCAGAACGACGCCUGCCUCUCGCUCUGCUGGCUGCUCCGCGACCCUAAGCUGCUGCUGGCCGGCAUGCACCGCAACCUGGCCAUAUUUGACCUCAGGAACACCAGCCAGAAGACGUUCGUCAACACUAAGGCCAUCCAGGGCGUGACUGUCGACCCGCACUUCCACGACCGCGUCGCCUCCUUCUUCGAGGGCCAGGUGGCGAUCUGGGACUUGAGGAAGUUUGAGAAGCCGGUGCUGACGCUCACGGAGCAGCCGAAACCACUCACCAAGGUGGCGUGGUGUCCGACUCGCACCGGCCUGCUGGCGACGCUGACGCGCGACAGCAACAUCAUCCGUCUGUACGACAUGCAGCACACGCCGACGCCCAUCGGCGACGAGACGGAGCCCACCAUCAUCGAGCGCAGCGUGCAGCCCUGUGAGAGCCAGAUCGGCAGCUUCGCGUGGCACCCGUCCUCUCAGAACCGCAUGGUGGUGGUGUCGGCCUCCAACCGCGUCAUGACCGACUUCACCGUCUUCGAGCGCAUCUCGCUGGCGUGGAGCUCCACCACGUCGCUCAUGUGGGCGUGCGGCCGCCACAUGUACGACUGCGCGGAGAACGGGCCAGACGGUGUGGACAGCGUGGUCGAGAAGGACAUCGCCACCAAGAUGAGGCAGAGGGCGCUGUCGAGGUACGGCCACGACACGGUGCAGGUGUGGAGGAACCACCUGCUGGCCGGAGGCAACGACCCCCAGCUCAAGUCCCUGUGGUCUGACCUCUUCUAUAUGAAGCAGUGUGCCGAGGACAUGGAGCUGAAACUGCAGGGGAACAAACAGUCAGUCGUCUACUCUGGAAUCAAGAACAUAGUUAGGACCAGCUCAGGAACAAGCGAGAGCCGCCGGUGCUGGAGCGGCUCGGACCGUCAGACGGACGUGACGCGGUACCACAGCGAGGAGCGGUGCCUCGCCCUCAGACUCUGCGGCUGGAUCAGCCGCGGCCCCGACAUCGACGUGGAGAUCUUCCUGCGCUCGCUGGAGCUGGAGCGCGAGUGGGAGCGAGCGGCUGCCGUCGCCCUGUUCAACAUGGACAUCCGCCGUGCCAUCCAGAUCCUCAACAAGGGAGCCACCGCUGAGAGGGGUGACCUGAACCUGAACGUGGUUGCCAUGGCGCUGUCGGGCUACACGGACGAGAAGUCCUCCCUGUGGAGGGAGAUGUGCAGCUCUCUGCGGCUGCAGCUGAAGAACCCCUACCUCUGCGUCAUGUUUGCCUUUCUCACCAGUGAGCCCGGAGCCUACGAUGGUUUGCUGUAUGAGAGCAGCGUCGCUGUGCGGGACCGAGUUGCCUUCGCCUGCAUGUUUCUCAACGAUGCACAGCUCACUCGUUACAUCGACAAACUGACCGGCGAGCUGAAGGAGGCGGGCGACCUGGAGGGCAUCCUGCUGACGGGGCUCAGCAAAGACGGAGUGGAUCUCAUGGAGAGCUACGUGGAUCACACCGGAGAUGUUCAGACUGCCAGCUUCUGCAUGUUAAAGGGUUCCCCAGGUGAAGUGUUGAAGGAUCCACGAGUUCAGUGCUGGAUAGAGAACUACCGUAACCUCCUGGACGCCUGGAGGUUCUGGCACAAACGGGCCGAGUUUGACAUCCAUCGAGGAAAACAGGACCCGAGCUCCAAACCACUCGCCCAGGUGUUUGUGAGCUGCAACUUCUGCGGGAAGUCCAUCUCCUACAGCUGCUCGGCGAUGCCUCACCAGGGCCGCGGCUUCAGCCAGUACGGCGUCAGCGGCUCGCCCACCAAGUCAAAGGUCACCAGUUGCCCCGGCUGCAGGAAGCCGCUGCCACGCUGCGCCCUCUGCCUCAUGAACAUGGGCACACCUGUGUCCAACUGUCCAGGAACAGGGAAGUCGGACGAGAAGGUGGAUCUGACCAGGGAGAACAAACUCGCUCAGUUUAACAACUGGUUCACCUGGUGUCACAACUGUCGUCAUGGAGGCCACGCCGGUCACAUGCUCAGCUGGUUCAGAGACCACACAGAGUGUCCUGUGUCGGCCUGUACGUGUAAAUGCAUGCAGCUGGACACCACAGGGAACCUGGUGCCUUCGGACAGCAGCUAAGUGGGCGGAGCCUGUCAGACUCUGACGCCAAAACGCCAGCACAGGUUUUGCUGCUGCACCCGCCACAACCCAACAACAGAGGGGCGCUGGGCACAAAAGGCGGCGUCCUAGUCUCUGAAAGUGGCUACUUGAAUUUUGAAUUUGAUCGUGAAUGUAACGUCCUGAAGAAAGAAGGCGGGGUUUGUUACUCGUCUGACUAACUGAUAACUGCGAUGAUAGAAAAGGGAGCAAAUAAAAGAAAACUCGCUGCUGCUGCUGCUGAUGAUGAUGAAAGUCUCAGGAGGAAACACAAGUGGUUCUGCUGUUAAUUUGCCUUUAAAAACAUUUAUUUUUAAUAGGGAAGGUUCCAUAGCUAAUUUUGUUGUGUCCGAUAAUCUUGAUACCAAUUAAAGUAAACGUAAAAGUUAAAAAAAGGAGUUAAAGGAGUUAAAAAGUAAACUUUUUAAUUUCUUAAACACCUGAGCUGUUAAAACCUCUUUCACACUUACAUUAGCGGGAUUUUUGGGAUUUAAUCCACUAAAAAUGCGGAAGAGUCAGUUUUGGUGGAAAUGGGGGCUAAGUUUAAGCGACUUGUUUGUCCUGAGUUUCAAGAAACGAGCCCAGUGUUGUCAUCCGCUAAAAAUGUGAGAAAUGUGACGUCACAAACAACAAAGGGCUCAGUGAUGACGUUUCCAAUCAUGUUUUGCAUCGCUACGAAAAAGAAUUGCAUAUGUUCACUCAGGUUUUGCGUAUCCACUAAUGUAAAUCAGCAUUAGAGUGAAUCCAGAUUCAACACAUUCACACUGUUAAAACCAGUUUAGACCUGGGAUUAAAGUGGUCUUUUUUUGACCGGUGUGAAUGUGGUUUAAGAUUUUAGCUCCUGAAGUAUUAACGCUAUAUUUCGGAUUUAAGGGAUUUUUCGCUUUGUACUAUUUCUGAUAAUUUGCCAAGUGAUUUUGGCCAGUGUCUCACUGAUACUGAUCCCUAACUUGUCGUGAGCCUCCGGACUGAAUCAAACACCAGGACUCUUCAGUGUUCCUGCGCAGAUUUCUCAAUAAAAGCCUUGUUUCUGUCAGAUUUAGACGCUGAAACUGAAGCUUCAUGACAGGAGCCUGAAAUGAAUGAGACCUGAGUUGUGAUGGCGCCUGUUCAGACCUGGUAUAAAUACAAGUUCAUAGAAGUUAGACCCACGACAGUCAACUGAUUGGGCGACAGAAAAACGUCACUCUCUUGUGAGCGAUGUUUCUCCAAACUCUCACAGUUUUAUUCUCAUACAAAGCUUGACUUUGUCUUGUUGAGACAAGCGGAGCUGCUGGACGUCCUCCCUUUGUUGUUUGUUGUCAAAGUCGGUUGUUGUCGUCGCACCGGUGCGACGUCAUGCUACGUCAUGCUCUGGCUGAUGCGGCCAUUUGGCGCAGUCCACAUCCAUCCAUCACUGACCCACGGCUUCACUGUACCAUGAUGGAAACACGUUCUGAUUGAGGACACAUGUUCAUACCCGGUCUGAAUGUGGGGACGUUAUUCUUCAAAUGUCCACCUGAACACAGGUGCCAACGUGUGACUGUGUGUGUGUGUGUGUCUCUCGUCAAAGGCCUUCACAUACCCCAUGAAAGGAUUGUUGAGGGCGAAGGCUGACGCCCCGGGCUACCGAGCAGCGUUCAUCGGGGCAUUGUGCGGGGAGGUGGAGAGGGUCUGGGUGGUGGUGGUGGGUGAGGAGGAGGAGGAGUAAGGUGCCUCUGUAUUGAGCAGCCCACUCCAGGCCUGUGGCCCAUGAAAGACGCUCCCCAGAAAACAGCAGCUGCUCGGCACUCGGACAAGACCCUCCAGAUUGUUCCCCUCAUAAAGAACCUCAGCUGCCGGAACACUAUUGACUCAAAGAGAGGAGGGCGAGAGAACAGACAGCCUGGGUGCCCCCCAAAACCCCCACACCUCCCUCACCGCCUCACACCCUGACACACACACACCCUCUUAUUCUUUCUCCUUCUCUCUGGUGCCCAAAAUGCACCCAAAAACUAUGCAUACCACACAUCAAUCCAAAGAUGGACGCCAUCUAUGAGGAGGAGGGGGGGGGAGGACGCUGUCGUGUGUAAGCCGCAUUGUAAAUGGGUUUUUCCUCCUUUUCUCUGCCACCCUCGCCGCUCUGUCACUAACCCGGGGAGGCUUUGUCAGUGAGAGGCGGCCCGCACCGCAGAUAAAUCACUUAGUCAUGGAGUAAGGAGUAGUGAGGAGGAGGAGGGUGAUGAGGAAGGAGGGGGCACAAGAGCUACUGUAUGCUGCUGCUUUCACCACGAUCUCUUCUUCCCGGUGUGGGAGGUUUUAUCGGCCUCCUUCGUGGCCUUUUGUGAACUGUUUUUUGAGUGGUGCUGACAAAUUGGCGAGCUGAGCAGUGAAAAAGAAAGAAAGAAAGAAAGAAACGUAGUGGCUGGAAUUUCAUCCUUUUCAGUGUGUCCUUGUGUUUGUCUUUUAAAAUAAAUUCCGUCGGACUAAUUGGA
Molecule: messenger RNA, 5232 nt
Organism: Solea senegalensis (Senegalese sole)
Lineage: Eukaryota; Metazoa; Chordata; Actinopteri; Pleuronectiformes; Soleidae
Gene: mios
Product: missing oocyte, meiosis regulator, homolog (Drosophila)
Exons: 12
Coding region: 125-2761 (878 amino acids)
Biological process (GO): cellular response to amino acid starvation; positive regulation of TORC1 signaling
Cellular component (GO): cytoplasm
Molecular function (GO): protein binding
Source: RefSeq, a predicted model, not a curated record